Molecule: messenger RNA, 1111 nt
Organism: Cucurbita maxima (winter squash)
Lineage: Eukaryota; Viridiplantae; Streptophyta; Magnoliopsida; Cucurbitales; Cucurbitaceae
Product: isopentenyl-diphosphate Delta-isomerase I-like
Exons: 6
Coding region: 155-862 (235 amino acids)
Biological process (GO): isoprenoid biosynthetic process; isopentenyl diphosphate biosynthetic process
Cellular component (GO): cytoplasm
Molecular function (GO): isopentenyl-diphosphate delta-isomerase activity
Source: RefSeq, a predicted model, not a curated record
CAACAAUGGCGGACGCUUCAUUUCAAUUCUUUAACAAUGGCUUUGACCCUUCUUUAAAUACUGAUUCUUCUCUUUCUUUCUCUUUUCACAUCUCCCUCUUCUUGCUUUCCCUUCAGAUUCUCUCGUUUCGUCCCUCCAAUCCCACCGCUUCGCCAUGGCAGAUGCUCUUCCUGAUGCUGCCAUGGACGCCGUCCAGAAGCGCCUCAUGUUCGACGACGAGUGCAUUUUAGUGGACGAGAACGAUCAAGUCGUUGGUCAUGAAUCCAAGUACAACUGUCACUUGAUGGAAAAUAUUGAAUCUAAGAACUGGCUGCAUCGCGCGUUCAGCGUCUUUUUAUUCAACUCGAAAUAUGAAUUGCUUCUUCAGCAACGAUCCGCGACGAAAGUGACGUUUCCGCUCGUCUGGACGAACACUUGCUGCAGCCAUCCAUUGUACAGAGAAUCUGAACUAAUUGAGGACGAUGCUCUUGGUGCAAGGAAUGCUGCCCAGAGGAAGCUUUUGGAUGAACUCGGUAUUCCUGCAGAAGACGUCCCAGUCGACCAGUUCACUCCCCUUGGUCGCAUGCUAUACAAGGCGCCCUCGGAUGGCAUAUGGGGGGAACAUGAAUUGGACUAUCUCCUCUUUAUCGUUCGAGAUGUGAAAGUGAACCCGAACCCGGACGAAGUGGCGGACGUGAAAUACGUGAACAAGGAGCAGCUGAAGGAGCUUCUGAGAAAAGCAGAUGCUGGAGAAGAGGGGUUGAAGCUCUCGCCUUGGUUCAGGCUUGUUGUGGACAAUUUCCUGUUCAAAUGGUGGGAUCAUGUGGAGAACGGGACUCUCAAGGAAGCUGCUGACAUGAAAACCAUUCACAAGUUGACUUGAGAAGAGAGGACAUUGUCAAUCUUCUUGUUUGUUUGUUUCUUUCUAAUAAGAUCUGAACCUUAUCUAUGCUUAUUUUUCCCCCUCGGAACAAAACAACGUCACAUUUCAUUGUCAUCUUAGUUCCACGAUCUAUACAUUGUGAAACUAUCUCAUGUCUCAGAACUGCUCGGUCAUUUUGGCUUGCUUGCUUGGAUACAUCUAUUGGGAAUUGAUCCAUGUGUCGAUCAUUUCAUCGGAACAUUCCGAACA